AUGAUAACACUGGAGGUGAUGAAGAUAUCAGAACUAAUACGACGUUUACAUAACAAUACCAUUGCAAUCUCCAGAUUCCUAAUCAUUGAGAAUCCAGACACGUCAGUACUGUUUAGACAAAAAUUCUUGAAUAUCCAUGCACUUCAUAUAACAGUAUUACACAUGAAUCUGGGGGAUGCAUUAGCGUUAGAAACGCACACACAGGUGUUCUGCAAAGAAAACUACCCCUGGGGGCUUCCACUCUUGAUCUAA
Plasmodium inui San Antonio 1 is the source of this 252-nucleotide messenger RNA. RefSeq lists its product as hypothetical. The coding region runs from base 1 to 252 and encodes 83 amino acids. NCBI's taxonomy places the organism in Eukaryota, Apicomplexa, Aconoidasida, Haemosporida, Plasmodiidae. The transcript has a single exon. The record is from RefSeq and is a predicted model, not a curated record.